UUUUUUUCCAGACAAGUUGUAACUCAAGUGUUGUGUUGUUCUGUAAUUGGUCGCGAUUGUGCACAUUGGGGGUUCGAUAAAGUGUCUAAACCAUUACUGUACAGAAGAUGUUUGGUUUUUUUCGGUAUGAUUCAGUUUCUGAGCAAGAGUAUAUAUGGAGGAGUGAAAAUCUAAACUAAUGGGCCGACUUAUCGAUAGCUCUUCGGGCCCAAUUUAUGGUGUAUUACAUCUUUUAUUGGCUCGGUCCAUUGGGCUGAGUUAUACAUAACACGACGGGCCCCGAGUUUUGUAUUUAUUAUUCUAUUCGUUUUGGCGUGUGUAAUAGCUUUUCAGACAAAUUGCAAAAGUGUCGUGCUGUUCUGUGUUUGGGAGUAUGCACACAACAUGUUCGAUAUAAUGCCAAAACCAUUACAGUACAGAAGAUGUUUGGUUUCUUCCUGUCUGAACCACUUUCUGAAGAAGAGUGUGUUUAGAGAAAGUGAAAACUUGACGCUGUUUCCUGUACAGGUGAGACACAAGUCGGGUGGAGGAUUUAGACCGAAGAAGAAAGUAUACCACAGAGUUCACGAGCUUGACAAAGCCAUAGACCUGAAGAAGAAACCAUCUCUCAUACUCCAACUCAAAUCCAUGAUCCAAUCCCAGAAACACGGAACCAUUCUCCUAAGGGAUCUCGAGAAGCACGUUGGGUUUGUUCACAAAUGGAACUUAAUGGCUGCCAUCGAGAAGUACCCUUCCAUAUUCCACGUUGGAGGUGGAAACAGAGAGCCUCCUUGUGUAAUGCUAACCGAGAAAGCUCAGAAGAUUGCAGAUGAGGAAAGCGAAGCUAUAGAGUCAAUGGAGCCUAUUCUUGUCAACAAUCUCAGGAAGCUGCUGAUGAUGUCUGUUGAUUGUAGAGUGCCUCUGGAGAAAGUUGAGUUUAUUCAAUCCGCAAUGGGUUUGCCUCAUGACUUUAAGAGUAGCUUGAUCCCCAAGUAUCCUGAUUUUUUCUCUGUAAAGGUUGUUAAUGGUAAAGUUCAUCUCGUGUUAGAGAACUGGGACUCUUCACUAGCAAUCACCGCACGUGAAGAGAGGCUAUCACGUGUUCUCGAGCCACCAAGUGAGAACAGAAACAAGGUUAGGAUCACAAAGGAUGGUAACUUCUUGGGCCCAAACGCGUUCAAAGUUUCGUUUCCUCCUGGCUUUAGGCCUAACGCGAGCUAUCUAGAGGAGUUUCAGAAGUGGCAGAAGAUGGAGUUUCCAUCACCUUACCUAAACGCGAGAAGGUUUGAUUCUGCAGAUCCUAAAGCUAGGAAACGAGUUGUGGCCGUGCUUCACGAGCUGCUCAGUUUAACUAUGGAGAAGAGAGUGACUUGCUCUCAGCUGGACGCGUUUCACUCUGAGUAUUUGCUUCCGUCAAGACUAAUACUUUGCUUGAUAAAGCAUCAAGGGAUCUUCUACAUUACUAACAAAGGUGCAAGGGGUACAGUGUUUCUCAAAGAAGGUUAUGGUGGUUCAGGUUUGAUCGAGAAGUGUCCUUUGUUAUUGUUCCAAGAGAGAUUUGUUUCACUCUGUGGUCGGAGAGAAGUGAGCGUGUGUAAUGAUCAAUUGCAGUCUUCAAAUGUUAUCUCCUGAUGUUACCUUUAACCAGAGACAUCACAUUUAGUCUAAAGGGAGCUAGAAACAUUUUUUACUGGUCAUAAUAUAUAAAUCUAUACUAUCAAAACUUGAUAAUAUAUGAUACUUUAACAAAAAAAAAAAUUCUGAUAAAAUUGAUGGGACUUAUGAAAACAUAAACAUAAAUUAGUGGGGUCGAAUGCCAAAAUAUGACAAAAGAUUAAAAUAAUAUUAGAAAAAUAUACACUAAAAAAAUUCACCAAAUUUUUACGGGUAUGUGACCUCACAAGUCCUUCUUUGCCUCAGCUCCUGGUUUGAUGUAUUAUUUACCGUCCAUUGUCUUCUCUUUUUUGUUCAAACCCCUUGAAUCUAUGGAAAAAUGCAUCUAGUAAUCCUAAAGAGAAGUGAAAUCCACGUAUGAACCGUCUUUCCGGAUAUUCAAACGGGCCAUAAACAAUGGGUCCAUAUCCGCCGCGUGGUAACAUAGUGUAGUGUAGUGGGGUGUUUUCUAACCCAUGUUGCUUAUCAACCUAAAGCUCGAAUGCCACUUGGUCAUUAUCGCAUGGUUGAGUACUACUACUUGUGUAAGAUAUUAUUGACUUUUGUCCAAGAAACAGAACCGUAAAUACUAUCUGUUUGAUUGAGAAUGCUAUCUUGAUGAACGCUAGAACGUGUCAUAGCGCGGUACCAAGGGAUAUGUGACUAUGUACUGUGAAUGUGAUUAUGAACAAUCUUGUCCAUGUGGAGGUUGUUGUGAAUUAUAACUACACUUGUUUUUUACUCAGUGUACGCGACUCUCUUGAGAAAACGAUAAGGAGAAUCUUCUAUGUGUUUACACACAACACACACGAAGGAACAUUUCUUUUGAAUGCAAGAGAGAGGGGGUCCAGAAACUCAUGUGGCUUUGUGAAGGCAUCAUGUGAAAAAGAGCCAAAGGGAAGGACAAUUAAAUCGCACUCCACACUCCCCAUUUGAGAGACCUGAGAACAAAAGGUCAGUGUUUUCAUUAUUAGACCACAGAGUGCAUUAUAAUACACGAACCAAAGACCUGUCUCGUUCAUUUUUGCUGGCCCUGUUUUGUUUUUGUUGAGAUAAACAAACAAAACUCUCUUUCUCAUUGUGUUGGAUGGUAACAGGCUGCUGAUGAUAAAUCAAUUUUUACUUUACGGAUAAAGACUAAAUAAACACUUGGUUUCUCGUGAUAAACUGCGUAGUUAGUUGUCAGUUUAUGUCCUUUAGUUAGGUUCCGUGUCUUGUUUGAACAUGCUAACUAACCUAUAUAUAGUUGAAACAUAUCAAUUUGAAAUCCACACCUAUUGGCACAAAAGAACAUCCAAAGUCAGAUUCUUCUUCUUUUUUUUUCUCUUGAAAACUUUAGCAAGUUAAUGGAUUCAUGUCCUUGUCAUUUGGCAUCUUCAUCUAAAUGAAGGGUACACAAUUCAAAGCAUAAAGACAAAAUCUUGAGGUUGAUUGAAGCAUCACGUAAACACACAUCUUUUAAUUUAAUACAAUUUUUUUUUCAUUCUCUUUUCUACAUUUUCCCUGAUAAAGCCAAAUCACAGACCAAACUUAAGGAUCAUCCAUUAACAUCUCAACGUAUCAACCACGAAUUGGAACAGAUACGCUGAUGUUGCAUUUGAUUAUACAGAAAACUACUGACAAAGACUUAUAACCACAUUUUAGAUAUUUGAAUUUUUCUUCUUCUAAAAAUACUUCAGCAGGUUCUCUAUUGAUUGUUCUUGGAAAACUUGUCUGGUACACAGACAAAGACGUGGUGUUUCUUUAAAACCAAAGGGGGAGAGCCCUGCCCCAGUUAGAUACUUUUUAAGAUGAUGAUGAUGAUGCAUUAUAAACAACUUGACACAUAAAAGAUCAAACUUUAAGGGGUAUCAUAUUCAUGAAUGGAAGGUUUUGAUAUCUUGGGGACAAAAACUCCUAUGGUCCAUUAUUUUGUACAGUGGUGAGUGGUCCUACUACAGUCCCAACCAUUUUUUUCUGUGAAUUAUGUGUACUGUUUUGGACAGAAGAACACAUCAUGCAAUCACCCAAUAUUAUUUUCCUUCAUUGUUUGGUCCAAUCUCUCUCUCAUUUUUUCUUUUGAAAAAUCGUUUUCAGCAUUUUUUCAAAUCCCCAAAUCUAAUUCAGUGAUCAAUUAAAAGCCAAGUACAUAUUCCAGAAGUAUUUGCAUUUCUUCUUCUGUAUUAGAUACUAGUACAUAUUCUAGAUCUUAAACUUUAAUGCAUCUAAUUCUUGUAUUGGUCUAGUUAUAGUGUUAUACCAACUAAUUCCAUGAUUAUGUUAAUAAGUGUUGCUUUGUGGUCAUUACUCGGUGCUGAUUAAAUGAAUAAAGAUGAUGACAUCUUGAGCCUGAAGCUCCUCAUGCAUGUUUGUUUUUUUUACUGUUAGACCUUUGCUAUUUUCAAAAUGUGGAUCAUAGACAUUGUACCAAACUUUUGAUUCUCCAUUUUCUCUUUUCUUUUGUUUCCUUUUUAUUGUUUCUUGAUACCCACAUCAGCACUUUAGUUAUCUUUUUCCGAACAAAAGAUCUUUUUAUUCCAUUGACAUAGUCCAAUCUGAUUUCCAUGAUAUCUAUCCACAUGAAAAAGAAGAGGACUUUCAUAUAUACAUUAACAUAAAAGUAGCAUAUGUGUACAUAUACUUUAUAUAAACCUAUUACAUCUUGGAUAUGAUACCUGCCCACUAACCCCAACCAAACUACAUAAAUGAUUUGGGUAGUUGGCUUUCUUUCUCUUCUUUUAAAAAUUUAAUUUCUCUUCUUUUCUUAGACUUUGGGAUAUGUAUGGGCACCUAAUAUAGACAAUAAACAACUGUUACAAACACUUUCCUAGACACUUUUCCCUGUUCAAGAGAGAAAAAAGAGUAUCCAUGAAUAGUAGUUAAUAGUUGUGGGGAUAUCAGAGUGUGCGAGAGAGAUAGACUGCAAUGAUUUUGCUAUAUUCUAUAGGUAUUCAGAUGGGUCUAUAACUCAUAAUACCACUCUUUCAUAUCUUUCUUAUUGCAUCAUCAAAAUCAAGUUCCAAGUUAUGUUGUGAUUUAUAAUAACAUUAUAGAAUCUGACAUCAUUUCUGCACAAAAAAAAACAAUAAGAGGAACAUUUGUGCAGGUCUAUUGUGAUCAUAAUCAUAUAUAUUUGUUGUGAUAUUUAAAUAUAUGUAAAAAGAAUACAAAAAGGGAAACACUUUGAGGUCUAAAUCUAAUUCACAUGAGCUUUGCAGUGUUUGUGGUUCAGUGGGAUAUGACUGAUUGUUAACACUAUAUUUUUCUUUUAUAAUUCUUUCUACAUUAUUCAUCUUUUGAAAUUGGAUGGUACUAAUGAUGAGAAAUAAACAAAUGUCUUGUGUGGCUUUUUCUGCAGUGCUUUCAGAAUACUUCACACCAAAUCCACCCAAUAUAAAGAGCCAAAAAAGAAAGAAAGAAAAAAAUUUAAUUUUUCAUUUUUUGGCAUUUGGUAAAUUGGUAAGUCAUUGAUAUUCGCAAGUAAAAUAAGAAGAAAAAUGCUCCUAGGGUUUAUAACUUUAUAUGGUAUUAUUAUUUAAGAUUGAUGUCUUUGUGUUUGCCUUUACCAAAUCCUAUCUCUUCUUCAAGUUUAAUACUCAUUCCCUUCCCGAAAAUAAGAUUUUCUAGAGUUUUCACGUUUAUUAAGAUUUUCUAGAGUUUUCAUGUUUAUUAAGAAUACAAUAAAUAUUUACAGUUUAAUUUAAACUUUAUUUUUCAAUAUAUUUUACAAUAACUAUCCACCAAUAAAAUUUAAUCAAUUCAAAUAUUCACAGUUAAUGUUUAUCAAAAGUAUACAAAAAUACUUUAAAAAUAUAGAAAAUCUAUUUAUUUGGAACAAAAAUAAAUUUUAGAAAAUCUUACUUUUGGGAACAGAGAGAGAAUAUCGUUUGCCAAUGUAAAAUUUUCAAAGAAAAAUCAUGUGAUAGAUAAUCUAAGUGAUCUAUUAUCGAUGGAGGUCAACAAUUGGACCUUAAUGUACAAAAGACCAACCUCUGAAAAUGAAGAGUCAUUUGACAAAAAGAUUGGUUUGUGGGUACUCCUCACUUUGAAAUUUUGAAUUUAUCUAUUCUACCCAUAGUGGGAUUGUGAUUCUGAUUCACAUCAUUGACAACAAGAAGAGUGUGUUAAAAGGCUAAAAGAGGUGAAAAAUGUUUUUGUUCCCAUUAGGACUCAUUUAUUCAUAGUUAUGCAGUCAGAUCACAUUGAUGGCCUAGGGGUGAAAACUGAUAAGUGGGGGCCAAUCCCCAACAAUAAGCAUACAAUUGCUAAUUUAACUUUAUUAAUUUUUUAUUUUCUUAGGACAAAUAACAAAAAAAAGGUAAAAGCUACUAUAAUCAAUAGGGUAGUGAGUGAGGUUGGACCAUUUCAUGAGUGCCCCCUUUCACAAGGUAAUCUAUAAAGUUUUUAGUGUUCCCCAUCAUGACCCCUCUUAGCAUCUAUUUCUCAACUUUAAUUAUUCCAAAGACAUUUUGAUGUAAUCUAUAAUCUUAUAUAUAAUAAGAUCAUGUAUGUACUCCACUAUGAUACGCAUAUGUACGGGGAAUAAACCGUUUAGUUUAGUGGAUGUUGCACUUCUAAAGAUGAUUUUUGAUUUAAUCAUGUAUCUAACUAGCUAUAUAUUAGUUAUUGGCAUUAUUGAACUCGCAUGAUGUUGUAUGUUUCCACCGUUUUAUUAUAAAUAUUCAUAUAUAUAGACUAGUUAACUCGAAAUUGGUUUUUUCAACUCCUAUGCUGACUUUUGUUACAUACCAUGGAUAAAGUUGAAUUGCCAUUUGAACUGAAUUGUUUCCUUAAAAUUUGCGAAGUAAAUGUUUAAAAGUUGCUUUACAGGAAAUCAAACACAGGAUAAAAACGUCAAUGAGCUAUGAUUUCACAGCAUAAAAUGAUCAUUGCAACUUCUUUAUUCAUCAUUCAACCAUAUGUUAUUUCUUUCUUAUGCCAUAUGAAACCUAAUCGGUGAAAGUUUUAUGGGAUGAGAGGUUAAUUAUAUAGAAAUCAAAUAGUAUUGUUUUGAUAAACAGUUUUCACAGCUCCAACCCUCCAAACAGUUAUAUCAAAAUCGUAGCUUCCAGAGUAAUAAUUAAACAAAAUUACUUUAAGAAAAAAUAGAGAAACCCCACUAAAACCGAAAAUUUGGAUAAAUAAAUGGGUGUUAAUAAAAAAUAAUAUCUAAAAUAUAAGUGGACAAGUUGAAUGACACAAACCCUAACACCUCAACAUUUGCAUAUCCCAUCACUUUACACCAAGUCUUCCCACUUUUGCUUCGUUUGUUUCGCUUAUAUACAUACAUUAUUUAAAUAAAAGCAUAACCGUAGGGAAAUGGUCCUUAGAUUCAUCAAAAGUUUCCAAAUAAUAAAGUAAUUUAUAUAAACAUCAAUCGGUCAAGCGUCACUCUCUUUAUUUUUGUUCUUGACUCAUUUGUUGCUUAGUGUGUACGUGACGUUUGGUUCCUUACCUUCACAAACUCUUAUCUCCAUUUUCAGUAUUACAAUAAUGGGUGAGAAAACUCAUAAAAUCACGGGUUGUCCGUAUAUAUAGUUUACAACUCGGUGGAGCAGUCACUUGUAUAACAAUACCAUACAAAACAAACUGUUACGUGAUAAUGUGGGAAUCUAUGCAGAGAUGUAUAUCGUUCUUCGAUGUUUAACUAGAUUUCUAUUUUGAAGCAUGCAACAAAUACAAACACACUAGCUCACAUGUUAAUGUGUAAGUGCAAAAAAAAAUGUUACAAUAUUGAUAGUGGAAGAUUUAACCAACUCUAUACUAACUUUCGGCCGUAGAAAAUUAGCAUAUUAGUUCUGUCUAAAUUAACGUGCAUUCUCUUUUUUUUUUUAAUAAUGUGAAAGACUUGUUAAAAAGGAGAAAUAAUAUUGAACGUUUCAAAAUGAUCAUGGUUUAGAAUAAUGCACCUCCAUUGGAUGAUCCGCAUGUGAAGGCACAAACAAAGAUGUCUACAUCUAAAUCUAAUUAAUAUUCAAAUAUGCAAACCACUACUUACAAUCGUAUGAUUAACAUCAGUUAAACCAAUAUUUUAGGUUUUGAUUUUCUCUAGGCACAAAAAAAUAAAAUUAAACAGGAAAAAAAGAGAUAAAUUUUGCUUUCAGACUUUUUAUUCGUGCAACGACUAUAUCCUCUUUAUUAAUGUUGGCAUGAUCUCUUCACAUCGCUUUCUCGUCUCCUCCUCCCUUUUAUUUACUUUUUUAAUAUCUAAAUCAUUUUUAAUACAAUACAAUAAUAAUAUCUAUUAAUAUUUUGGAUACUAUUCAGCAGAUUAACCAUGUAUAAAGCAACCUUCAAAUCUUACUUAUACAACUUGAUUUUGCCCUUAGCACUGGAUUGAAUUAAACUAUUUAAUUAUUGUCAUUGCACUUUUUUUUUUCUUCUGUCAACGACGAUCCUAUUACUAAACUUAUUUUCUAACUGUCUUAUAUGUUGUGAAAUGUUUUCUGUAUAGUGGUUGAUCAAUAGUUUUACGUUUAAUUGCUUAUAUAUAUAUACGCUAGCUUUCAGUUUUUAUAUUUAAAUGUAUAAUUUAUUAGUAAGAUAUGAUUAGUUCGUCAUAAAUAUGUUAGACCAAAUGUUUUUCGAUACUGACAUGCAAAAGGAUAUUAUAUUAUACACCUAUAUGUGUGAUUUCAUACUAUAUAAUAGUUUAACCACCAUUGCUUUUCUGUCUGAGACUAGAAUCAUAAGUUUAUUUAAUUCAUCUCUAUAAAUCGUAUAAAUAUAUACUAAUCUCGGAUUCCCGUAUUUAAUUAAUUUAAGUAAACACAAAUCAAGUUGCUAGAAAACAAAUGGAGUAUCGAAAAAAAUAAACAAUUAAGAGAGAGAAAGUGUCAGGAGUAGUACGCAGGACGAACAACAGCGACAUUUGCGCGCGUCCGACGUGUCAGCUUUUUACCUCCUCCACUGCUCUUUCCUCUUCUUCCUCCCUCACGUUUCUCUGCCGGCGCGUGUCUUCUAAACCCUACAGUGUACUGUUAUAGCCGGUCCCACACCAGCACCAAUUAUCUAUUUUGUCACUUUAAUUUUAUUUCCUGCAGUUCUGGGAUUAUUGUUUUUUUUUUUCAAUAAUAAUAAUUAUCUUAUACGCAUCUACAUUAUGAAAGUAUAAAACAAUUAACAAAAAUCAGUUAGAUAAUCUUUCUGUUUCUUCAAUAUAAGUUACAAUAUCGUUUAUGUUAUAAAAUUUUUAUUUUUUGGCUCUUUGAUUUCCACAUUUUUAUUACUUUGAUUUAAGAAAUGUUUUGGAUUUUACUAUGAAAAUCUAUAUUGAAUUAAACAAUGAGGAUUUCUCUUUCUUUAUGGCAAAGGUUUCUUCUCAUGAAUUCUUAUCUAAAAAAUAUUUUCUAGUAGUUUCCUUACAAUUAAUUGUUUCAAGAGAAAAAAAAAUAAAAACUUCCAUUAACAAAAAAAAAAAA
Messenger RNA from Brassica napus (rape), 9032 nucleotides. RefSeq names its product protein WHAT'S THIS FACTOR 1 homolog, chloroplastic-like. The record is from RefSeq and is a predicted model, not a curated record. Gene Ontology annotation, molecular function: RNA binding. The transcript has a single exon. Bases 385 to 1611 code for a protein of 408 amino acids. Lineage: Eukaryota; Viridiplantae; Streptophyta; Magnoliopsida; Brassicales; Brassicaceae.